Rhineura floridana is the source of this 2634-nucleotide messenger RNA. RefSeq names its product PAF1 homolog, Paf1/RNA polymerase II complex component (gene PAF1). The record is from RefSeq and is a predicted model, not a curated record. Gene Ontology annotation, biological process: transcription elongation by RNA polymerase II. Gene Ontology annotation, cellular component: Cdc73/Paf1 complex. The transcript is spliced from 14 exons. The coding region runs from base 578 to 2215 and encodes 545 amino acids. Gene Ontology annotation, molecular function: chromatin binding; RNA polymerase II complex binding. NCBI's taxonomy places the organism in Eukaryota, Metazoa, Chordata, Lepidosauria, Squamata, Rhineuridae.
CGGAGUUUCGCCUCGGGGGACUACCGCUCCCGGCAUGCAGUGCGCCGACAUGAGGGGAGAAGGCGGGGCCUAGAUGCUUCAACGCCCGGUGUGCACGGCGGGAGGAGGAGGUGCGGAUGGAAUGGAUCCCGGCAUGCAUUGCGCGAGUCCUGACAGGAACAAGUCUGUUUUAAAAAGUUAAAAAGGCGGCCUGGACUGUGUUUCCCAGCAUGCAUUGCGCGAGCUCCGUCGGCGACUAUAUUUCCCAAAAUGCAUUGCGAGAGUCCUGCGGGGCGGCUGGCUGCUAUAUUUCCCGGCCUGCCUUGCGCUAUCCCGCAGUAAAUCCCUUUUUCCCUCAACUGCAGAAACAAAAACAAUGACUUUCUAGGUCUAUUAAAAAAAACACAUUCGCCCCCCCUCGGCCUGUAUUGAGCGGUCCCUUCCCGUCGGUCGCCCUUUCUCUCCGGCCGGAAGUGGCUCUGCACAGCUCGGACUACGUUUCCCAGCGGGCUCCGCAGCGGAAGUGCUUUGAAGCCCCGCCCGCGCGCAACCAAUCGCUGCUGCUGCUGCGGCGGCGGCUUCUCCUGCGGGCAUCGCGAUGGCGCCCACGAUCCAGACCCAGGCGCAGCGGGAAGAGCCGGGCCACAGGCCCAACUCCCACCGGACCCUCCCUGAGAGAUCGGGGGUGGUGUGCCGGGUCAAGUAUUGCAACAGUCUCCCCGAUAUCCCCUUUGACCCCAAAUUCAUCACAUACCCAUUUGACCAGAACAGGUUUGUACAGUACAAAGCUACCUCUCUGGAGAAGCAGCACAAACAUGACUUGCUGACUGAGCCUGACUUGGGGGUCACCAUAGAUUUGAUCAACCCUGAUACGUAUCGCAUUGACCCCAAUGUCCUCCUAGAUCCUGCUGAUGAGAAAUUGCUGGAGGAGGAAAUUCAAGCGCCAACCAGUUCCAAGAGAUCCCAACAGCAUGCCAAGGUAGUGCCAUGGAUGAGGAAGACGGAAUACAUCUCCACAGAGUUCAACCGCUACGGUGUCUCCAAUGAGAAGCCAGAGGUUAAGAUUGGUGUGUCUGUCAAGCAACAGUUCACAGAGGAGGAAAUCUACAAGGAUAGAGAUAGCCAGAUUGCAGCCAUUGAAAAGACCUUCGAGGAUGCUCAGAAAUCGAUCUCUCAGCACUACAGCAAGCCUCGGGUCACUCCAGUGGAGGUCAUGCCCGCCUUCCCUGACUUCAAGAUGUGGAUUAACCCCUGCGCUCAGGUCAUCUUUGACUCUGACCCGGCGCCAAAGGACACCAGCGGGUCAGCCGCCCUCAAGAUGAUGUCCCAGGCCAUGAUCAGGGGCAUGAUGGAUGAAGAAGGGAACCAGUUUGUGGCCUACUUCCUUCCUGUGGACGACACGAUGCGCAAGCGGAAACGUGACCAAGAUGAGGAGAUGGACUACACCCCCGAGGAUGUGUACGAGUAUAAGAUCGCCCGGGAAUACAACUGGAAUGUCAAAAACAAAGCCAGCAAGGGCUAUGAGGAGAACUACUUCUUCAUCUUCCGAGAGGGCGACGGGGUCUAUUACAACGAACUGGAGACCAGGGUGCGUCUGAGCAAACGGCGAGCCAAGGCUGGGGUGCAGUCCGGAACCAAUGCUGUGCUGGUGGUCAAGCACAGGGAUAUGAACGAGAAGGAGCUGGAGGCACAGGAAGCCCGCAAAGCCCAGCUAGAGAACCACGAGCCAGAGGAGGAAGAGGAGGAGGAGAUGGACUUGGGCAAAGAGGUGCAAGGCUCAGACGAAGAGCCGGAGAAAGGUAGCGGGAGCGAGAAGGAAGCCAGUGAGGCGGAAGAGGACGAGGAAGGCCGCUCUGCCAGCGAGAGUGAGCCAGAGGCCAGUGAAGGGGAGGGGGUGGGUGCCGAGGAGAGCGAGGAGGACGAACGGGCGGCCCGGGACAAGGAGGAGAUCUUUGGCAGCGAUGAUGACGAGGAGGAAGAGGAGGAGGACUCUGAGCAGGAGGGCGGCCGGCCCGAGGGGGACGAAGAUGAGAGUGGCAGCGAGGAGGAGGAGGAGGAGGAAGAGGAAGAGGAGGAGGAAGGGGGGAGCCGGCGCCAGCAGCGUCGCAGCAGCCACAGCCCGUUCCACAGUGGCAGCGAUGAUCACUCCAAUCACGAGGAGGAGGAGGAGGAAGGGGAGGCCAGCGCUAGCGAGGCCCCGUCGGAGUCCAGUGAGGAGGGCAGUGACAGCGAUUAGUGUUCUGGGGGCACCUCGUGCCGUGGCUGUCGGUGUCUCCUUUCAGAACAAGACUGCAACUCUCACCUGGAGGAAGGACAGCUGGGAACGAUUGGUGCUUACCUUAGCUGCUGCUGUUGCUGCUGGUCGUUCCCUCCUUGCUAGUAAGUCAAGGGGAUUCAGGGAAGCUUCUUGUCCCAUGGCGUUAGAGGUAGAUAGGAGGACUUCCCCCCUCGCCACCCCUUUCCACUGAUGAUCCUCCACCUCUGCUGUCAAACUCUUGCAGCAAACCUUAUGCAGAAAGACUGGUGUGUUAACUUUUGGAGGGGGGCACAUUGUUGGUUCCUUGGCUGACAUUCUUGUUGUUCUUUUCAUUGCUGUACAGAAUGUGCUGUGUUGCAGAUCCUAACCCCCGAAAUAAAAGCAUUUUCUCUCUUGAA